AUGGUUGGUAUAGGAACUGCAGCUAUACUUUUGUCUAUAAUCUUCUUAAUCAGUGUAAAAUCGUUUAUAAGGUGGAUAAUUAGGAAUUGGGAAAGCAGAAAAUAUGCAAAAAGUUUUGCAGAAAAAGUUGAAAAAAGAGUGAGUUUUGUUGAAAAUAAAACGAGGAUGAGCGUUAGAAGGUUGGAAAGGAUUUCUUCGAAGAAGAAUUCCACUAAAUUUAUUGAGACAAUACAAAAAUAA
Molecule: messenger RNA, 240 nt
Organism: Meloidogyne enterolobii
Lineage: Eukaryota; Metazoa; Nematoda; Chromadorea; Rhabditida; Meloidogynidae
Source: the annotation of a GenBank genome assembly